Molecule: messenger RNA, 2055 nt
Organism: Torulaspora delbrueckii
Lineage: Eukaryota; Fungi; Ascomycota; Saccharomycetes; Saccharomycetales; Saccharomycetaceae
Gene: SEC39
Product: Sec39p
Exons: 1
Coding region: 1-2055 (684 amino acids)
Biological process (GO): retrograde vesicle-mediated transport, Golgi to endoplasmic reticulum
Source: RefSeq, a predicted model, not a curated record
AUGUUAGAGCACCAACUGUACUUACUGGCAUCGGUCUUCGCCACUAGGAGAGAUGCGGAGCAUUUGAAGAGACUACUAAUACACUACGAAGCUCGACAGGAAUUGUAUGAUGCAGUAUGUGUUCUAUGGCCAGAAAUGGACGAUCCAGCUCAUCUGCGAUUCCUGUUUGAUUCCAAAUGUGAUGAGGAUCUCAACGGGCAGGAUCUGCUCGUUCAGUUGGUUGGAGCGGACGAUAACCUUAUUCCUAUAGUGGAGAUGGAUCACAAUACGAUUCUGGAGCGAACUACAGUAACGAAGCAAUACGUGAAAUCCCGCCUAGCCGACUUAAAAGAUGAUGAAAGACACCAGUUGACAAAUAUUGAGGCAAAGUGGAUGAGAAGACGUAUGUUGCUGUGCAACCGAUUCAAGCCACAACAUGCCGCUUUAUAUAAGCCAUUAUGGGAUCUGGUUGAAAAAGACUCUGUUUUCUUGGCGUGGAUCCAUGGCAUCAUAGAACCUCUGGAACACAUUAAUAAGAGAUUGGGUCGCUCUACCAGUAUAGAAGAGUUUGAACAAAUGGAGCCUUCGCAAGUAUUUGAGAUUAUUUUAAAAUCUGAAACCGAGUUCCACACUACUGUAAUUAACCGCGAAAUCAUCCCAUUCCUGACAAACAACAACCUGUACAAUUUGUUCUUGGACAGGGUGUUUUCCAAGAAUAAUUUCCCACUGAACUCCGCCUGCAACCUCAGAAUUUUCCAUCACCUGUUAACGGAGCUGCGUCAUUCAUUUAAGGAGGCCCAGUAUGAUUCACAGAUACAAUCCAGGGCAGCCGAAAUAAUUUUUGAGAACAGCUCGAAUGUACUUAUUACCUCAGGCUCGUCAGAAUUAUCCAACUUACUGUCAAGUAUCGAUGAUAAUAUUCAGGUCGAGAACUACACUAUAAAAGUUACACGUUUGAAGCACUACGCCGAAUGCAUACAGUCUGUUUACAAACGCUAUAAUUUAGAGGAACUAUACUCCAUUUCGCAGGAAGGUGAAGAGUCACAACUUGCUCAAUUCUCUUCUGUUGUUAGAGAGCAAAUGCUUUCUAACAAUACUAACAGAAAUAUAGCGGAUACUAUCUCGCUAAUAAUGGAUGUGAUGGGUUCGGAGGAUGCAACGGUUUUCACUUGCUUGUCCUCAACCCAAAAGGCAUCAGCCUUCAUUGAAACUGCUUUGGAAUUGGGUAAAUUCGAUUUACUAAAUGAAUUUUUAGUCAAAUUUAAUUCUAAUGUGGAGGAAGAUGUCCUUGUUAAGUACUUCUGGCAUUUCUUCAACAAGGCCUCAAACGGGUUAAGCACCAGACCUGAAAUGAGAAAUGCACAAAAGACAUUAAAACUGCUCAAUACCAGAAGCAACCACAAAUACAAUCACAUGACAGCCUUACUUGAAGUGGCCAAUGAGCUAUCAAAAUACUCGCUCAACUUGGGUAAAGGUGUUCCAUUCAAGCCUUCUGAUAUACUCGAUUUUAGCUCGAGACCAUUAGAACUCAUAUCACUCCUUCUGGAGUUAAAUCCUGAUCUGUAUACAGAUAUCUGGAAAACUGUUGGUAUCUUCAAAAAGCUCAAAAUGGGUUUACAAAAUACAACCUUAAGCAGUGAACCCUCUGAUGAGGAGUAUGCCAGUAUUUUGGCCCUCCACAUAGACCACUCGUUGGCCAAUAUGGAUUUUAACUUUGCACUAGAUAAAACCAAGAAGUUGCUAAAAUUGGAUCAUAUCUCCAAACAUUGGCCAACUAUAUUUCAGGUCGGUAAGUUUAUCGAUCCUCUCUGGCCGGAUGGAGAAGCGCCUGUUGAUAUUUUGGCUGUCCAGAUGGACAUUCUUGGAGAUUUGUUGCAUGUAUGUCCAGUUGAGGAAUCGGAAGCGAUCGUAUCUCAAUGGAGUGCAUUGGAGCUGGAAUUAAUAACACGAGACCCGAUUAACGCACAAUAUUCGGAGGAUGGCCUUGGAGAAUCUAGUAAUUCAUCGCAAGCUAAUGUGUUAUUGAAUGGGGUUUCUAGUAAAUUUACUAGCUUACUUUCAGGAAGUCGACGUUGA